UUCCCGCUCUGCAACAAACCCUCCAUACUCAAGAUGCUCAGCCAAAUCUCUCGGGCCUCUCGCGCUGUUGCCGCUCGCGCCGCCAGAGCAAAUGCCGUCCAGGUGAGGGGCUUCAUUGCCCCUACCGUCUCCCGACGAGCCGACUUCGUCCAGGAGCUGUACCUCAAGGAGCUCAAGGCCUACAAGACCCCCGCCGUCAAGGAGUCCGAUGCCGAGGGCCAGGUCCAGGUCUUCACCAUGCCCAAGACCCCCGCCUCCCCCGAGGAGGCCAACCUCGCCGACAGCCUCAAGGCGUACGAGUCCAUGGCCGUUGAGAUCGAGGGCCAGGACGCCUCUGCCCAGACUUCCGCCGGCGCCGCCCAGCUGCCUGACUGGCUCGAGGCCGAGGAGGAGGAGGAGCCCCACCACUAGAGGACCGAAAACAAAAGAAGAGAAAAGACCGCGCUCCCUGAUUUGAAAUAAACAAGAGAAGCUUUUGUCAAUUUUGGUACGAUAGAGGAGGAGAGAACUAGGAGGAGAAGGGUAAUGAGAGACAUGAAGCAAUCAGUGUACGAGUACGCUUUGAGGCCCAAACGGACUUGAUAUACGCACAGGGGGUGGGAGGAUGGAAAGGAAAAAAGAUGGCGAGGAGACGAGGCGCCAGGGGAGGCAAGAAGGCUAGUUUGCAGGCAUUACCGGACACUCCGCACGUUUUAUUCCUGAGCCAGGCUUUUUUAUUUUUCGAUUGCUGGCCAGACACGCAAGGAUGUCGGUUUUCUAUUGCCAGGAGAGGGGACAACUCUUGACAAACGUCCUACUGUAC
Trichoderma reesei QM6a is the source of this 802-nucleotide messenger RNA. RefSeq lists its product as uncharacterized. NCBI's taxonomy places the organism in Eukaryota, Fungi, Ascomycota, Sordariomycetes, Hypocreales, Hypocreaceae. The transcript is spliced from 3 exons. The record is from RefSeq and is a predicted model, not a curated record. The coding region runs from base 34 to 411 and encodes 125 amino acids. Gene Ontology annotation, biological process: proton motive force-driven ATP synthesis.